This is a messenger RNA of Sinocyclocheilus rhinocerous, 2050 nucleotides long. RefSeq names its product presenilins-associated rhomboid-like protein, mitochondrial. Gene Ontology annotation, cellular component: membrane. Gene Ontology annotation, molecular function: serine-type endopeptidase activity. Lineage: Eukaryota; Metazoa; Chordata; Actinopteri; Cypriniformes; Cyprinidae. The record is from RefSeq and is a predicted model, not a curated record. The transcript has 10 exons. Bases 77 to 1183 code for a protein of 368 amino acids.
UCAGUGCAGUGCGUGUUCUCCUCCAGCAGGCGCCGCUGUGGGCGUGCUCUGAGCCGGAAGCGGAAGCAGCUGCAGUAUGAGCAGCAGUGGGGUCGCAGCAGUGAUGAUAUCGGUGAGGGCUUCAGUGUUCAGAAGGGUUUCAGAGGACAUCAGCAGCACACACUACCUGACCAACAGAUUCACUCUCCAGACGCAGCAGAGGUGUGGCUUCCGCAAAAUAACAAAGAGGGUGGAGCCAAAGAAGGGUGUGGCAGAAGAGGCGGAGCUAAAUGAAAUCCUCCACAAGAAGGGCGAGGCUCCUGCUCCAGACCCGCCCACCCCACAUGUACCCGCCAGGUCAUUUGGCAGACUGGUCAAACCAUUGGUCUUCACUAUAGGGUUUACAGGUUGUUCGUUCGGCGGAGCGGCGAUAUGGCAGUACGAAAGUCUAAAAUCUAGAGUACAGAGUUACUUUGAUGAUGUCAAAGCGGACUGGCUGGAGAAGAUACGGCCUCAGAAACAAGGCGAUUUGCACAAACAGGUGAGCAAGUGGUGGAACAGUUUAAGUGAUGGACAGAAAACAGUCACAGGCAUCAUUGCAGCGAACGCGUUGGUGUUUUUUUGUUGGAGAGUUCCUUCUCUGCAGCACACUAUGUUCAAGUACUUCACAUCUAACCCCUCCUCCAAGGCUCUGUGUUGGCCCAUGCUGCUGUCCACGUUCAGUCACUAUUCUCUCUUUCACAUGGCGGCCAACAUGUACGUGCUCUGGAGUUUCUCUUCGAGCAUCGUCAACAUGAUGGGCAAAGAGCAGUUCAUGGCGCUCUACCUCUCCGCAGGUGUGAUUUCUACGUUUGUCAGUUAUGUGAGUAAAACAGCGAUGGGUCGGUUUGGUCCAUCACUGGGGGCGUCAGGGGCCAUCAUGACUGUCCUCUGUGUAGAGCUUUUGUUUAGUAAUGAUGGCCACAUUCUCAUGAUCUUCUCCUGCCAACAGGCUCUUAAGGCCCUCGUCGCCUUGGAUACCACAGGCUUGAUUCUGGGAUGGCGUUUUUUCGAUCACGCAGCUCAUUUAGGUGGAGCUUUAUUCGGCAUCUGGUACAUCAUUUACGGUCACGAGCUCAUUUGGAAGAACAGAGAGCCGCUGGUGAAGUUGUGGCAUGACUUCAGAACGAGAGGACCGGGCGCUGGUGGCACCGGCUCGAUAUAGAGCCUUGCAUCAUGGGUAGACACUGAGCAGGUGACAUGGAGAAAAACACAAGACUGAGAAAUGGACACAGAUAUUCAUGCACUUGAAGCUCAUAUUGUGUUGAUUGUUCUGUGAGAGAGUCAUAGAGUGAGGUCCGUUUCAGUCACAGUGAGUAACGGUAGUACUGCUGUGAUGUCAUUAUGCUCCGCCUCCGAUUUAAAAUUUGAGUCCAAGUAGCUCCGCCCCCUCUUGGCUAGAAAUGCAAAUGUAUCUAAAGGGGCGGAGCUUCGGCACACAGCUCUGAGGUCGCUAUAGGUCUCGGUGACAUUUGACACAAUGUACAGAAACUUAAAUGUUUAAAAUAGUCUGUGACUGUCAUUUUGAAAAAUAAAAUGAUUUACAAAAAUCUGUUGUUAGAAAUGAUCAGGUGUCAGCUUUUGUUUUAUUUGCUAUAAUUGUUUGCUAUAAUUUGCUAAAAAGUUUCAGAUGAGACUUUGGUCCUUGUUAAAUGUGAAUGAUUAACCAUGUUUCUCUAUAACACACACACACACACUCACCUGUGCUAUACGUCAGUAUAGAAACCGUUUCAGUGUUGUUUUCUCAGAUCGACCAAAGUUCAGUAACAGCCAUGGCAUCAUAAUGGCUCAUGAACAAUGAGUCUGUUUUUCACUUCCUCAUGUUUUUAUGAACUCAAUGUAUCGCUCGUCUCUUCCUGUUUCCCAGUUAUCACUCGUUAACUUCCAUCGCAUCAUUCUGUUCUUUCAUUCUGAGUCACACACGUCACUCGUUUUGCUGUCUUCUGGUUUUUGUUUAAUUAAUCACACAGUUUGGGUUUCAUGAAAAAAUGUCCAGGUCAUAUUUCACCCCAAAAAAAAUAUAUUUAGCUAA